Aspergillus clavatus NRRL 1 is the source of this 1710-nucleotide messenger RNA. RefSeq lists its product as uncharacterized. Lineage: Eukaryota; Fungi; Ascomycota; Eurotiomycetes; Eurotiales; Aspergillaceae. Bases 1 to 1710 code for a protein of 569 amino acids. The record is from RefSeq and is a predicted model, not a curated record. The transcript has 2 exons. Gene Ontology annotation, cellular component: transcription factor TFIID complex. Gene Ontology annotation, biological process: DNA-templated transcription initiation.
AUGGCGCAAACUCAACCUCAGCAGUUCUCUCAGUCGAUCUCCCCCCCGGUGUCGUCACCCUCUCCCGGCGCACCAUCUCCAAUGAAUGGCGGCAUCCCUCCCCCCCCCAAACGACAGCGUCUUUCUCCUCUCCCUCAAUCUCAGUCUCAGUCGCCGUAUGCAUCCCCCAGCUUUGGUACGCUGCAGAUCCCUCAGAGUCAACCACCCCCGAUGAAUGGAAUGAAUAUGAACGGUAUGGCUCAGACGCCUGCCCCACCACCACCUCCAGGCGCGAUGGGACCACCCUCACGGCCAGUUGAGAAGGCUACGGAUGCUGCUGAGUUGACAGACGUUCUUGCAUCUUCUGGUAUCGAUGUGAGAGAGGAGGAGGCUUUCCUUACGAGUAGCUAUUCGGCUCCUGGUGUUCAAGCGCAACAGCCCCCAAGACCUCCACAACCACCGCCACCCCAACAGCAGCCUCAAAUACCUCUCAACACCUCUUUCGCCUCACAAGCGUCUACCACCGGGACGAUUUCUUCCACGCCUAGUUUCAGUGAACCCUCACAUUAUAAACCACCCACCACCCAAGAUUCCUUUUAUACCGAACCGGCGACGCAGCCACCUGUCCCAUUCAAAGACCCUAACGAACCCACACGAGAAGAUACCGAGGCAGCUAGACGGGCCCAAUAUCAUUUACAAGAACCUUUCCUGUUAGCAAAAGUCUUGGAGCAAAGGUUGCAGAGACGCGGCUUUGAACUCGGCGUUCGCAUACCCGCAGAGGGAUUGUUUCAUCCUGUCCCCGGCCGUCCACAACCCAUCGAAGUCACCGGACCCGACGGAUCGUCCAUUGUGCGGACUGGGAAAACCAUUUUGAAUCAAGAGGGAGCUCCUUUAGUCGAUAUCUUGAAUUUGAUGUCAAUAUCCUGUGAAGAACGGUUGCGGUCGGUCGUCGAUUACUCGUCUACGCUCGCCCGGAGCCGACGAGCCCAUUCUCAUGGAAAAGUACCCGUGGAAUGGAAAGACCUGGCGGACGUGACUCGGUCUGCCAAUGUGGACGCGGAGAACCCUCAGACACCGCUCAAACGACCACAUUCGGCCGCGGAUCAACCCGCAGGGAAGUCCUUGACCGAGAAAUAUCGCCUGCUUAUGGAGAAAGAUGUAUCCAUCGAAGAGGCUCGUGCCGCCAAACGUGCGAAGCGUAGCGCCAACGCCAUCCUAGGAGACGGUCCCAUGGGCAGAGCCGGAUCUGUCGACGUACCUGGCUCUGGGGCAUCAACACCAAUCGUCGAAAAGACUCCUAUGCUGGACAAGAAGAGCAUUUCGAAAAAGGAGGCCCGAAGGAUGAUGGAUUCCAAGGCCAGCGAAGCCCAACAGCAUCAGCAGUCCGUAGAAACGGCACGGUUAGCUACCAACAGCAUGCUUUCUGGUCGCAUGUUCGGUGCGAAAAAGUCGUAUUCAUGGCUCAAUCGCGGCCCAGCUACGCCCAGUGGCUUUGCUACACCGCCGCGGGUCAAUACGGCCACUCCCACCCCUGGCACCGAAAAGGCCGGCCGUUCUGGGGAGCCCGCCCCGGCACCUUUGAAACGCCUUGGAAGCUGGCGAGAAGACCAGGAGAAAGGGGCUGGGAUCCAAGUUCGGGACAUCCUAUUCAUGCUCGAGUUGGAUGGACGGGGCACACGACAUGUGCAAAAGGCGUACUCCAAGGACAUCAAAGAAGACCGACUGGACUAG